ACCACCUUCAGAGAAAUUCUCAGAUAAAAUUCCCAGACAGAUAGACUCAAUUAUCACCGACAUCCAUUUCAAUGGCGUAAAGCCGCCACGUGUCAUAUUCCGGCGAAUAAGAAAUCAACCAUGGACCACCGCCACCACGACUACAGCCACUCCUACUCCCACCACCACCGCCGCCAGCAGAGGUCGCAGCCCGACGGCAACCGCUUCUCUCUCUGCCCGUUCUGGCAGUCCGGUUCCCAAACCUCGUCGUCGACUCAGAUCCUACAGAGCGGCGGCGCAGUACUGGAAUUGAAAUCCAAGCCGAAAACGGUGUCGUCCGUCGCGAGAUCGCUCCUCCCGCCGCGGCGCCGGCUCCGGCUCGACCCCGCCAGCAAGCUCUACUUCCCCUAUGAACCUGGGAAACAAGUGAAGAGCGCAAUUCGGCUAAAGAACAAUAGCAAGUCUCAUGUUGCUUUCAAGUUUCAAACUACUGCACCGAAAAGCUGUUACAUGCGUCCUCCGGGUGGUAUUCUUGCUCCGGGAGAGGGCCUAAUCGCUACGGUGUUUAGGUUUGUGGAACAACCUGACAGCAAUGACAAAAAUGCGGAUCAGAAGGCCAAGGUGAAGUUCAAGAUCAUGAGUCUGAAGGUUAAAGCUGAAACGGACUAUGCUCCUGAGCUGUUUGAUGAGCAAAGGGAUCUAGUUGCGGUUGAGCGAAUUUUGCGGGUUGUAUUUUUAGAUGCACAGCACCCUAGUCCUUCUCUAGAAAAACUGAAGAGGCAGUUGGCUGAAGCUGAGGCCACACUUGAAGUGCGCAAGAAACCUCCUGCAGACACUGGUCCUCGUGAUGUGGGUGAAGGCCUUGUAAUAGAUGAAUGGAAGGAGCGAAGGGAAAAAUACUUGGCACGACAGCAGGUUGAAGCAGUAGGUUCAGGUUAAACCCUGAAUAUUAGCCUUUGUUACAAGUUAAUUUGGCUUUGAUGAGAUUUUGUUGUGGUGUAACAUUGCAUUCUUUCUGCUCAUCAAUCUCUGGAUAAGCGGUAGAGGAAGGUGGAGAAGUAAUAGUCACUCUUAGUUAUGGUAGCUGAGAAAUAAUAUGUUGUCUUGUACAUAAUGAGAGUUUUGUCUUGGGAUGAAAAGGGUGGAUGACUUUGGUAUCA
Molecule: messenger RNA, 1139 nt
Organism: Argentina anserina (silverweed cinquefoil)
Lineage: Eukaryota; Viridiplantae; Streptophyta; Magnoliopsida; Rosales; Rosaceae
Product: vesicle-associated protein 4-1-like
Exons: 7
Coding region: 121-918 (265 amino acids)
Biological process (GO): endoplasmic reticulum membrane organization
Cellular component (GO): plasma membrane; endoplasmic reticulum membrane
Source: RefSeq, a predicted model, not a curated record